Messenger RNA from Aspergillus tanneri, 489 nucleotides. RefSeq lists its product as uncharacterized. Bases 1 to 489 code for a protein of 162 amino acids. The record is from RefSeq and is a predicted model, not a curated record. The transcript is spliced from 4 exons. NCBI's taxonomy places the organism in Eukaryota, Fungi, Ascomycota, Eurotiomycetes, Eurotiales, Aspergillaceae.
AUGUGUAUUGAAGUCGACUUCAAAUUCCACAUCGACAUGGGCGGGGAGAGAUGGAUCUGCCCUAAUGCGUCCUACCGGAGGUGGCAGCAGGUCCUGUUCGCUCAAGUCCUUGACCAAGAUUACUCAACCGGCGUCGCUCGACGUCGUUCCAAGCCCACGAUAUCUCAUAAGAGGGGUUGGGCGAUACCACUUCACGGAGAAGAGCCAGCAGAGGAGAGAAUCCUUGACCACAGGAACUUCCCCGGCAUUGCGCUGAUCAAGCCGCCGAUAUACGACUCGAAAUGCGCCAGGGGACUGCUGGUCAGCCCUUCCCGAAUGAGAGUUUUCUUCGCUAUAAUAUCGUCGACCAUGAUGCGGAAAGGCGUCUUGAAUGCGUUGUUCGCGGCCCAGACCCAGGUGUUCAUCGUGGUCUUGAUGUCGUCUACUGUGCUGGUGCGAAAGGCAUCAUCGAGGAUCGAGAACAUGUACAUCGGUGUCAACAGCAACUAG